AUGCGAGAACUUAAUGUGAAAAUAAAAACAAGUAAAAAUAUAGUUAAAAAUAAAAAGCAAAUUUUAGAAGUACUCUCAGAAUUAAAUGAAGGAAUACAAGAGGCAACCGAUAAGAUCGAAGAGUUUCGAGAUAAGGUGGAAGAGUUUCUCUUUUUACUUACAAAUGAGAUGAAAUCGAUCGCUCAAGAAUUAGAACAAUCAUGGAUAUCAAUCAUUAUCGAAUAUUUUAUUAAAUCAAGUUUGACAGACUUUAUUCAUAAGCGACUCGAAAAGAUAGAAAAUGAGAUACCUGGACUUCUGGAGCAACUUCGCCGAGUUCUUACCUCUAUAUAUUCAGUACAAAAUAUUGCGGAUAAUGCGCAAGAGUAUCUGACUUAUGGAGAACAUGAGGCCGGUCAAGCCUUAAAAGAACACUCGAUAGGUAAUAUUGUUGAUUUUCCAGCGCGAAAGCAAUUAAUGAGCGAACUUGCAGAGAUUCGACUUAUAAUUAAAAAGCUGAAAGAUAUAACACCAGAUCUUCAAAAUUUCGAAAACUUUUUAAAAGCGUAUCGUCGCAAUAUACAAGUUGUCGAAGAAGAAGUAAAACAAAUUCAACAAAAACUACACGUAACAGCGGAAGGCAUGAUAUAUUUGAAAAAAGCAGCUAAAACCCUUGAAGAACGACAUGCGCAAGUUUCUUUAGCAAAGAAACAACCUGGAUAUAAAUCCACGGAUGCUUAUAAUAAUGAAUUUCAUAAAGAAUUGCAGGCGAUUGAAGAGGAACACACACGAUUAUCUUUAGAAGGAUAUAAGCCCAUGGGUACUUACUCUAUAUCUGCAUAUUUGAAAAAGAUAGCCAAAUUGAUAUUAGAGCCCUUUUAUUUCAUCAUGUAUUACCUGAAAGAAUUGACACAGAUCAUAUUCCACUUUAAUCCUAUCAAAACCGAAAUUGAUGGUUUGUAA
Messenger RNA from Dentiscutata erythropus, 942 nucleotides. NCBI's taxonomy places the organism in Eukaryota, Fungi, Glomeromycota, Glomeromycetes, Diversisporales, Gigasporaceae. The record is from the annotation of a GenBank genome assembly.